AUGUCUCAAAAACUAGAAGAUUCCAUUUCUAAACUGAAGGCUGAAAGUGGAAACUCUGAGCUCCAUUGCCAGAAUUUGAGUGAUAUACUCAUUGUAAUUGCAGAAGCAUGGAAUACUCCCAUAUAUGGAAGAGACUUAGCUUAUGGACUGUGUGAUAUAGUGAGAAUGGAAGGACUGUUAGAUAUUCUCAUUCAAAACUGUUCAUCUGAAGAUGAGAAUAUUUUGAAAGGCUCUGUGGAUUUAUUGGAGCAAGUCAUGUCUACUAAAAAUAGAGAACGGUUAGCUAGAAUUGGCCUAGAUAGAAUUGUGCACAUGACUUGUAAAGCUAUUGGAGAUACUUCAAUAGCCACUUCAACUGUUGGAAUUUUGGAAAAUCUUUUUAAACUCUCUGAAGAAACCUGUACAAAAGUGAUUAAUUUGGGUGGACUAGAUGUCAUUUUACAUUGGUGUCGAAAUAAUGAGGUUGAAAUUCUUAGGCGUUGUGCAAAAGCUUUGGCAAAUCUUUCUCUUUUUGGAGGUUGUGAAAAUCAAGAAUUUAUGGCCAAACAUAAGGUCCCAGAAUGGCUGUUUCCGUUAGCUUUUUCCGAUGACAAUAGUGUGCGAUAUUAUGCUUGUUUAGCUAUUAGUGCGUUAGUUGCUAAUAAGGAAUUAGAAGCCAAAGUUUUAAAAUCAGGAACAUUGGAUCUAGUCUUACCUUUUAUUAACUCUAAUCGUCCCUCAAUGUUUGCCUCAAGUGAUCUUACACACAAACAGGGACGGGAUAAAAUAUGGCUGAAACAUUUAAUUCCAUUGUUGUUUAGUCGCAGAAUGGAGGCACAAACUUUAGCUGCAUUUCAUUUUGCUAUGGAAUCCUAUAUAAAAGCGGAACAAGGCAGAACUGAGAUCUUCCAUGAAAUUGAUGCUGUUGAACCCUUAAAGAAAAUUGCUAGCAGUCCCAAUGCUGUGGCUUCCAAGUUAGCUGUAGAGGCAUUAAAAAUAAUUGGUGAAAAAAUACCUCAUAAAUUGUCACAACAGGUGCCUUUAUGGACUGUUGAUGAUGUUAUUUACUGGGUUUCUCAGGUUGGGUUCAGUAAAUACAGUGAUAGGUUUCAAGAAGAACAAAUAGAUGGUGAUUUAUUAUUAACAUUGUCAUUAGAUGAUUUAACUGAUGGCUUAGAUAUGAAAAAUAGUGUUGUGAGAAAACGAUUUAUGCGAGAAUUAAAGUCGCUAAAAAUAACAGCAGAUUAUUCGUCAUGUGACCCCACAAGCUUAGAUAAUUGGUUGAUGAAAUUGUCACCUGAUCUAUCCCAGUAUACCUAUCAUAUGUUACGACAAGGGGUGGAUAAAUAUGUCUUACAGACAUUGAGUGAGGAAGAAUUACGGAAUGAAUGUGCAAUUUGCAACAGUAUACAUAGAAAAUUAAUAACAUUACCCCUCUCAGAUCACCAGUUGGGUAUGAGUUUAGGUAGUGGUAUGAGAACUAUAGAUGUAUUCAUAUCUUAUAGAAGAUCUAAUGGUUCACAGUUAGCAAGUUUGUUGAAGGUCCAUCUACAGUUGAGAGGAUUUUCAGUAUUUUUAGAUAUUGAUAGGCUACGUGCUGGUAAAUUUGAUGAGAAUCUAUUAUUGAGUAUCAAGUUAUCACGUAAUUUUGUACUGAUAUUAACACCUGAAUCAUUAGAUAGAUGUAUUGGGGAUGCUGAAAGAGAGGAUUGGGUACAUAGGGAAAUUGUAGCAGCGUUGGAAAGUAAUUGUAAUAUUAUACCAGUUAUGGAUACCUUUACUUGGCCUCCAUUAGAGAAAUUACCAGAAGACAUGCAUCCAGUUGUUAGAUUUAAUAGUGUCAAAUGGAUCCAUGAUUAUCAAGAAGCUUGUGUUGAUAGAUUACAGACAUUUCUACGUAAUGACCCAGAUAAAGAGAGUAACUCCUUACGCCACAAACCUUCAUCACAUAGUAUAGCUUCCUCACCUUCCUCUGAUGACUUGUAUUUAAAAUCUGAAAAUUCCAAUAGAUCUAUCUGUAGUUUAUUAAAUGAGACUGGUAGUUCACCUUAUUGA
Messenger RNA from Lottia gigantea (owl limpet), 2034 nucleotides. RefSeq lists its product as hypothetical. The record is from RefSeq and is a predicted model, not a curated record. Lineage: Eukaryota; Metazoa; Mollusca; Gastropoda; Lottiidae. Gene Ontology annotation, cellular component: dendrite. Gene Ontology annotation, biological process: negative regulation of MyD88-independent toll-like receptor signaling pathway; signal transduction; response to axon injury. Gene Ontology annotation, molecular function: NAD+ nucleosidase activity; protein binding; signaling adaptor activity. The transcript has 8 exons. Bases 1 to 2034 code for a protein of 677 amino acids.